AUGAGUUCAUCAUUUUUAUUUCGUCGAGUCAUUCAACAAUGUUCUUCAGUACGUCCAUUGAAUCUUAUUUCGACUCGUUUUACUUCAACAACAUUAUCACCAUCGGACAAUAAAACUACUACUGAAUCACCAUCAACAGUUGACCCACAAUUUAAAAAGAAAAUCGAUGAUUUUGUUAAAUCAAAUAAAAUCGCUAUAUUUAUUAAAGGCGAACCAGGCGCUCCUCGUUGCGGUUUUUCAAAUGCUGUUCUUCAAAUUCUUAAUUUACAUGGAUGUGAUUUCAAAUCGAAAAAUAUAUUAGAAGAUGAACAACUUCGAACAACAAUGAAAAAUUAUAGUAAUUGGCCAACAUUUCCUCAAGUUUAUUUUGAUGGAGAAUUUAUUGGUGGUUGCGAUAUUUUACUUGGUAUGCAUCAAUCAGGUGAACUUGUUGAUGAAUUGAAAAAAAUUGGUAUUCGAUCGAAAUUAUCAGAUGUUAACGAUAAAAAUACACCGUCAACACCAGCCAGUUAA
Adineta steineri is the source of this 513-nucleotide messenger RNA. The record is from the annotation of a GenBank genome assembly. Lineage: Eukaryota; Metazoa; Rotifera; Eurotatoria; Adinetida; Adinetidae.